AUGAUAAUAAACUUCAAAGUAAACAUAACCUCAAUGUUCAAACUCAAUGCAAAAAGAUGUUUCGUUCGAAGCUAUUAUCUAAUUUGCUGCUACAGAGGACGUAUUUUACCGUAGUCACCACAGGUCAACAGGCUGUAAAGGCAAGAUGUAUAAGAUGUUUUGCAUCAGACACAUCGGCAACGCCAGAGAAAAAGCUCAUAGCAAAUUUGCUCGAAAAUAAUGAACAAAUUGCAUACUAUGGUGAAAAUAUUGUUCAACAAGCCUACAAUGUGCUGUUAAAAGCUGGUUUUUCACCCGAAAACAGUGUGAAAGUAAUUGAUAAGCAUCCCAAUUUGUUGCGUUGUAAUCCAAAGCAAAUUGAAGAGCGUUUGGAAAUGUGGCACAUGGCUCAAUUCAGUCAGUCGCAAUAUUAUGAGUUAUUCGUGCAAUGUCCAGAACUUCUUGAUUUCGAUGACGAACAUUAUCUAGCCAAACGGUAUGCUCAAUUGCAAACGAUUGUGCAUACACCGAAAAACAUCUGGAGACUUCUUAUGUCGUGCCCAAAUCUUCUUGUCGAUGACAUGAGAACGAUUCAGCAGAAAGUUGAUUACAUUUUGAAGAGCAUGGAAGCAGAUGUCACCGAUAUAGUGAAAUCCGGUUCUUUGGGCUUGAGUUUAAAGACAAUUAAGUCGCGUCAUACGCUGCUUGUGCGAUUGGGCAUCUAUAAAAAGCGUAAUUGGCGAGCGUCUGAAUUGGAUCCAAAUAAGAAUUUACGUCUAUUUCGAAUCAUGGACUUGAAUGAUGAAGAAUUUGCGAUAAAAACGUGUCGCAUUUCGAUGAAAGAGUUUGAGGCAUUCAAUGAGCUGUACGAAAGAGAAUUGGAAGAACAAAUCAAAGAACAGGAAGACUACGAAGAGGAAGAUACAGACAGCGGAGAAGAAUCGGAUAGUGAUGACAAUAACUUUGAUCCCAGAGAAAGAAAGGACUAUUACGAUGAUAGAAAUCGACGUCGCUACAAGAAGAAGUGAAAACAUUCGAGGAGGAGACACAUUUCGAUUGUUUCAAUACAUUAACAUCAUACCACUGUUCUUUAAAAAACAUCAACGACAUGGAAACAUGCGAAAGAUUCACUGGUUCGACACGCAGUUCUCAUCGGAAUCAAUAUUGUCUUAGAAUAGUUUAAGCCUGCGGGAAAAAUUGAAUAAAUAAAAACAUGAUAAUGAUAUAAACAAAA
Messenger RNA from Sitodiplosis mosellana (orange wheat blossom midge), 1213 nucleotides. RefSeq names its product transcription termination factor 4, mitochondrial. NCBI's taxonomy places the organism in Eukaryota, Metazoa, Arthropoda, Insecta, Diptera, Cecidomyiidae. Gene Ontology annotation, molecular function: double-stranded DNA binding. The record is from RefSeq and is a predicted model, not a curated record. Bases 57 to 1007 code for a protein of 316 amino acids. The transcript is spliced from 3 exons. Gene Ontology annotation, biological process: regulation of DNA-templated transcription.